AUGCUCGGCUUCGCUGGGAUAGUCACCACAGCGGCCUGGGCACGACCAGUAGCCGUGAGACAAACCCAGGCACGAUACCGCUCUAGACCUGCGUCACUGGCGUCCAGCCGUUCCUUGCGUUGCAAGCUCCAAACCGGAAUAGUUGGCUUGCCGAACGUAGGCAAAUCGACGCUUUUCAAUGCACUGUGCGAGCAGACGAAAGCAGAGGCAGCCAACUUUCCCUUCUGCACGAUCGAGCCGAAUAUUGGGGUAGUUACGGUGCCCGACUCCCGUCUCGAGGUGCUAUCGGAGAUCGGCGGCUCCAGCCGCAUCGUCCCCACUUACUUGGAGUUUGUAGAUAUUGCAGGUCUGGUGAAGGGCGCAUCGCGGGGCGAAGGCCUCGGCAACAGAUUCCUCUCGCAUAUCCGUGAAUGUGAUGCGAUUGUGCAUGUCGUUCGAUGUUUUAUGGACGAACGCGUGGUGCAUGUCGCUGGUCAUGUCCAUCCCAAGCAAGAUAUUGAAACCAUUGAUACAGAGCUUAUGCUAGCCGACUUGGCUAUGGUGGAGAAGAGGCUUGAGCGCCUGCGAAAGCCGGGUAGCUCGCGCCGUUCAGCAGGCGCGGGCACGAUGACCUCGAGUCAGUUGGCCGAGGACACCGAACGCAGUGCACUCGAGCGCGUCACGAAGGCGCUAGAUGCUGGGAUGCCGAUCAGGCGUUCUUUAUCCGACUGCACCGUGGAUGAGCGACAGGCCCUACGUCGCCUGGGUCUGCUGACCGCCAAACCGGUCAUCUAUGCUGCGAAUGUUGCCGACAGCGUGCUUGCUGCUGCCACAGAAACGCUGGCGAAGGCGAAAAUGCAGGCAAAUGUCUGGCCGGAUAACGAAAGCCCGCUUGCGCUCGUGCGUGAGGUCUUCGAAUACGCCGCACUCGAACAGGCCCCUGUUGUGGCGGUGUCGGCGCAACUGGAGAGCGAGCUUGUAGAGCUUCCACCGCUCGAGCGAGAGCAGUACUUGGAAUCGCUAGGCAUCAACGAUCUCCAAAAUAUAGGCUUACGGGCUUUGGUUCGUGCCGCAUACGAGACGCUCGGGCUAUGCACGUUCUUUACCUGCGGACCGCAGGAGACGCGCGCAUGGACGAUUCCGCGGGGCACCAAGGCGCCCCAGGCGGCCGGUGUGAUUCACUCGGACUUUGAACGGGGCUUUAUCCGCGCGGAAACUGUAUCCUUCGUGGAUCUAGUGAAGGCAGGUAGCUUGACGAGUGCGCGGGAGCAGGGACUCGUCCGUGCUGAAGGAAAGGAUUAUGUGGUGCAAGAGGGCGACGUUAUACUGUUUCGCUUUAACGUGUAA
Molecule: messenger RNA, 1326 nt
Organism: Cyanidioschyzon merolae strain 10D
Lineage: Eukaryota; Rhodophyta; Bangiophyceae; Cyanidiales; Cyanidiaceae
Product: GTP-binding protein
Exons: 1
Coding region: 1-1326 (441 amino acids)
Cellular component (GO): cytoplasm
Molecular function (GO): ATP hydrolysis activity; GTP binding; ATP binding
Source: RefSeq, a predicted model, not a curated record